Molecule: messenger RNA, 2928 nt
Organism: Enhydra lutris kenyoni (northern sea otter)
Lineage: Eukaryota; Metazoa; Chordata; Mammalia; Carnivora; Mustelidae
Product: semaphorin 4D
Exons: 16
Coding region: 4-2928 (974 amino acids)
Biological process (GO): negative chemotaxis; ossification involved in bone maturation; axon guidance
Molecular function (GO): semaphorin receptor binding; chemorepellent activity
Source: RefSeq, a predicted model, not a curated record
CUGAUGUUGGGGAGGAUGGAGCAUACGCGGAAUCAAGCCCAGAUUUCUGAAGACUCCGUCCUGGAAACGACUGAGGGACGUUUCUGGAGGCACAAGAUACAGAAUUUCUUCGUGAGGCCAAAAAGCAGUGCACCGCUUAAGAUCCGGGCAACCUUCAACGUUGGCGGUGGUGACCUUGCCCGGUGCCUGGGAAAUGCUGGUCCUCGAGGUUUACAGCGCCCACCAGCUCCGGGCUGUGCCACGGCUCACAGCCGCCAGGCCCUGAGCAGCGUCCACCGGGACACCCUCGGCAGCCCCCCGGCCCACAAGCGUUUGCUGCCCGAGCCCGCUCUGCAGUGUGUGAGGAUGUGUGUCCCUGUCGGGGGGCUGCUUGCUGCCCUGGCCAUGGUGUUCGGGAUGGCGGUGGCCUUUGCACCCAAGCCCCGGAUCACCUGGGAGCACAGAGAGGUGCACCUGGAGAAGUUUCACGAGCCAGGCAUCUUCAACUACUCGGUGUUGCUGCUGAGCGAGGAUAAGACCACCCUGUACGUGGGGGCCCGGGAAGCCGUGUUUGCCCUGAGUGCGCACAAUGUCUCCGAGAAGCAGCAUGAGGCCUCCUGGAAGGUCUCGGAAGAUAAAAAAGCAAAAUGUGCUGAGAAGGGGAAGUCAAGACAGACGGAAUGCCUCAACUACAUCCGCGUGCUGCAGCCGCUCGGCCCCCGCGCCCUGUACGUGUGUGGGACCAACGCGUUCCAGCCGGCCUGCGACCACCUGGAUUUAACGUCCUUUAAAUUUCUGGGGAGAAGCGAGGAUGGCAAGGGCAGGUGCCCCUUUGACCCCGCACAGAGCUACACGUCCGUCAUGGUUGACGGGGAGCUGUAUUCCGGGACCUCCUACAACUUUCUGGGAAGUGAGCCCAUCAUCUCCCGAAACUCAUCCCACAGCCCUCUGAGGACGGAGUAUGCGAUACCGUGGCUAAAUGAACCGAGCUUUGUCUUCGCUGACGUGAUGCGAGAGCGUCCAGACGGCAUGGACAGCGGGGAUGACCGCGUCUACUUCUUCUUCACCGAGGUGUCCGUGGAGUACGAGUUUGUGUUCAAGCUGAUGAUCCCGCGGGUGGCGCGGGUGUGCAAGGGGGACCAGGGCGGCCUGCGGACCUUGCAGAAGAAGUGGACGUCCUUCCUGAAGGCCCGGCUGAUCUGCUCGCGGCCGGACAGCAACCUCGUCUUCAACGUGCUGCAGGACGUCUUCGUGCUCCGGGCGGAGGGCCUGAAGGAGCCGGUCAUCUACGGGGUCUUCACCCCGCAGCUGAACAACGUGGGGCUGUCGGCCGUGUGCGCCUACAACCUGUCCACCGCCGAGGAGGUCUUCUUGCGCGGGAAGUACAUGCAGAGCACCACGGUGGAGCAGUCCCACACCAAGUGGGUGCGCUACAACGGCGCGGUGCCCACGCCCAGGCCCGGGGCGUGCAUCAACCGCGAGGCGCGGGCGGCCAACUUCUCCAGCUCCCUCAGCCUGCCGGACAAGACCCUGCAGUUCGUCAAGGACCACCCCCUGAUGGACAGCUCCGUGACCCCGAUAGACAACAGGCCCAGGCUCAUCCGAAACGACGUGAACUACACACAGCUCGUGGUGGACCGGACCUGGGCUCUGGAUGGGACCCCCUACGACGUCAUGUUUGUGGGCACAGACCAGGGCACCCUGCACAAAGCCGUCAGCCUGGAGAACGAGGCCCACAUCAUCGAGGAGACACGGCUCUUCCAGGACCUCGAGCCGGUGCAGACGCUGCUGCUGAAUUCUCAGAAGGGCAGCAAGUUCAUCUACGCGGGCUCCAGCUCGGGCGUGGUGCAGGCCCCCGUGGCCUUCUGCGAGAAGCACGCCACCUGCGAGGACUGCGUGCUGGCCCGCGACCCGUACUGCGCCUGGAGCCCGGCCGGCCAGGCCUGCGUGGCCCUGCACCCGCCGGACCGCCGCGGCAGGGAUCUGCUCCAGCACAUGAGCGGGGACACAUCUGGCUGCCCGAAUAAGACUAAAGGAACUUUGCGGCAGCAUUUUUUCAAGCACGGCGGCACGGCAGAACUGAAAUGCUCCCCAAAGUCCAACCUGGCCCGGGUGGUGUGGACGUUCCAGAACAACGAGCUCAAGGCCGAGGGCCCCAAGUACGGCCUGGUGGGCAGGAAGGACUUGCUGGUCUUCAACCUGUCGGAGGGAGACAGCGGGGUGUACCGGUGCCUGUCGGAGGAGAGGCUCCGGAACAGGACGGUGCUGCAGGUGGCGGCCAGGCACGCUCUGGAGGUCAGGGUGCUCCCGCGGACCCCCGCGGCUUCCACCGCGCCGACCACCCACGCCGAAGGGGACAGGACCCCCCUCAGAGUGUCAACGGAGCCCACCCCAGGCCCCCCAGCCCAGACGCCGGCGGUGCUGGGCCCCACACUGGGGGCCGUGGCCCCGCCGCCCAGCCCCGCGCCCAGCCCCGCGUCGUGCAAACCCAAGACCGUGGUGAACACAGUGCCGCAGGUGCACUCGGAGAAGACCGUGUAUCUCAAGUCUGGCGACAACCGCCCACUCAUGGUCCUCUUCCUGCUCUGCUUCGUGCUCUGCCUCGGCCUCCUCUCCUACAACUGCUACAAGGGCUACCUGCCCGGCCAGUGCCUCAAGUUCCGCUCCGCCGUGCUGCUGGCGAAGAAGCAGCCUGCGGCCGACUUCUCCGAGUUCGAGCAGAGCGUGAAGGAGACACUGGUGGAGCAGGGCAGCUUCUCCCAGCAGAACGGGGCACAGCCGCGGCCGGCCCUGGACACCGGCUACGAGACGGAGCAGGACACCACGGCCAGCAGGGCGCCCACCGACAGGGAGGACUCGCAGCGGCUCGACGACCUCCCGGGCCGGGACAGGCCCUUCGACGUCAAGUGUGAGCUCAAGUACGCCGACUCGGAUGCGGACGUGGACUGA